This is a messenger RNA of Solenopsis invicta (red fire ant), 1296 nucleotides long. RefSeq lists its product as uncharacterized. The record is from RefSeq and is a predicted model, not a curated record. The coding region runs from base 1 to 1269 and encodes 422 amino acids. Lineage: Eukaryota; Metazoa; Arthropoda; Insecta; Hymenoptera; Formicidae. The transcript has 4 exons.
AUGUCUGAAGAACCAUUUGAAGAAAAUAUAAUUAAUGAGAUAGAGAACGACGAUGAUAAUGAACAAGAUACAUUACUAAAGCAGGAAUUGAUUGCUUUUGUCAAGGCAAAUCCCGCUUUAUAUACAAAAAACUGGAAAGAAUAUGCUGGCAAAGAUUUUUGUAAAGAUCUAGCUUGGGAGAAUAUUGGUUUUAACUUGUCGAAACAAGUGUCAGGGAAAGAUGCCGCCAAAAUGUGGUACAGUAUUUGCCAGCGAUUUGGUAAGGAAAGACGAAAAGUUGUAGCAUCUCUGAAAGGAAGAUCUGGGCAAGAAACAAAGCCUUUAUACGUACCAAAAUGGCAAUUUUACAAUCUUUGUUUAUUCUUAGUGGAUCACAUCACGCCUCGAAGGACUACCAGUAAUUAUAGCUCAAACAAAAUGAAGAAGACCAUUGAAGAAACUUCCUCUUCUCCAAUAUUUAUUUUACCUUCGUCAUUACCAUCACCUUCAUUAUCAGCAAGAUCAAUACCGUCUCCACAAGCAGUAUCUCCUCAAAUAUUGUCUGCACAAGUACUAUCUCCACGAGCACUGUCUCCAGAAGUAACCUCUCCACGAUUACUGUCUUCACAAAUAGUGUUUCCACAAGUACUGUCUCCACGAGCACCAUCUUUGCAAGUACUGUCUCCACGAGCAACGUCUCCUCAAAUACUGUCUGUACAAGCACCAUAUUCACGAACAUCAUCUCCACAAGUACCAUCUUCACAAGCAUCAUCUCCACAAGCAUCAGUGCUUUUGUCUCCAUCUAGUAUAUGGUCCACGAGUGAUUUAGAAUUAGUAAUUAGCGACAACAGUGCAUCAGCAUACUCGGCUGAGGAAAAUAAAGAAAAUGAAGCUUUACAUGCGCCCACAUCUUCAUCCAGUAGCCUUAAUGUGGAGGAAUGUUCUGCAUCAGCAUCCAAAGACGUGUUAAAAACGAUGCGAAAGAUAUCCUCAUCAACAGAAAGAAUUAUUCCCGAGCCUGAUAACUUUGCUAAACUCAAAAGGAAAGACGAUGAUCUGCUUAUGCAAGCUAUCAACAAGCAAUCAACAGCUCUGAUUUCUUUCACUACAAAAUUUGGAAACUCUUUGAUGACAUCAAACAAACGUUCUACUCCUUCCUCAGCUUCAUCUGUUAUUGAUCCAGUCUUGGCUGCCAUUGGAUAUGCUCUUAAUUCCGUACUCGAAGAAAAACGUCUUGAAUGCAUGAUGGAAGUACUUCAACUUAUAAAAUCAAAAUACAUUCAGAAAUAAUUUUUAAGUUUAUUAUAUCUAAUUCAG